CAGGGGCGGGUCUGGCAGGAAGGCCCAGGGUGGGGUGCCUGGAGGAGUGAGUGAUCCCUCCCCGCCCAGGAUCACACUGUCCAGAAAUGUUUUCUGCCCUGCCCACCCAAGCCCAGACCAAAAUACCGGGCCUGGCCUCUCCCCUCCCUGCCGCUGGGAGUUGACGCUGCCUACUCUGGAAGCCCAGCUCCAGAUCCGCUGCCAGGAGCGGCCACAAGGAAGGGUGACAGGAUCCUGCCUAUCCAGCGUGGGCCAGACCUGUAACCUGUCCCUGCCCUUCUAGCGGAGCCUCCUAGGGAACUUCCGGACACCUGUCUGACAGAGGAACCGGUAGCCCCCAGCAGCCAGCCCCAGGAUGGGGGAGUUCAACGAGAAGGCGACAUGCGGAACCGUCUGCCUGAAGUACCUGCUCUUCACCUUCAACUGCUGCUUCUGGCUGGCUGGCCUGGCCGUUAUGGCAGUGGGUGUCUGGACGCUGGCCCUCAAGAGUGACUACAUCAGCUUGCUGGCCUCAGGCACCUACCUGGCCACAGCCUACAUCCUGGUGGUGGCCGGAGUUGUCGUCAUGGUGACCGGUGUUCUGGGCUGCUGUGCCACCUUCAAGGAAAGGCGGAACCUGCUGCGCUUGUACUUCAUCCUGCUCCUCAUCAUCUUUCUGCUGGAGAUCAUUGCUGGCAUCCUGGCUUACAUCUACUACCAGCAGCUGAACACCGAGCUCAAGGAGAACCUGAAGGACACCAUGAGCAAGCGGUACCACCAGCCAGGCCACGAGGGUGUGACCAGUGCUGUGGACAAGCUGCAACAGGAGUUCCACUGCUGUGGCAGCAACAACUCCCAAGACUGGCGGGACAGCGAGUGGAUCCGCUCGGGCCAGGCCGGCGGCCGCGUGGUUCCCGACAGCUGCUGCAAGACCCUGGUGCCGGGCUGUGGGCAGCGGGACCACGCCUCCAACAUCUACAAGGUGGAGGGCGGCUGCAUCACCAAGCUGGAGACCUUCAUCCAGGAGCACCUGAGGGUCAUCGGGGCCGUGGGCGUGGGCAUCGGCUGCGUGCAGGUCUUCGGCAUGAUCUUCACGUGCUGCUUGUACAGGAGCCUGAAGCUGGAGCGCUACUGAGCGUGCCGGACGGUGCCCACGCGGGCCGCAGCCUCACGCCACCUGACUACGAGCUGACACUACUGAGGGCCAGGGAGCUGGGGUCCCAGGACGCUGCUCCCUCCCCACUCUGCCAGGGAGGGGCUGUUCUCAAGCCCCUGUGCACCCCCCAUGCCAUCACGUGACCUCUGGGGACCCCUACCCUCAGAGGGAGCUGCAAGUGCCUUUCUCUGCAGACCACAGGCCUGAGACUCCACCCCCCCCUCCACUGCCCACAGCAGGGAAGCAGUACUUCUGCCUGGGGGGGGCGGGUCUCGGGGUGUUCCCUGCGCUCAGCCAGAGGGGCUGGCCCACCAUCGGGUGCUCCCAGACCCCCGGACACACCCCCUCCUGGUGGUCAGGGCAAGCCUGAGCGGGGCACUGCUGGGUGGGGCAGAGCCUGGGAAUAUGCCCGCCACGGGGCCCAAGACCCCCAGCCCACUCCCGGGAAAGCCAAGCUAGCCCUGUCCUGCGGGUCCUGUGCCGCUGCCCUCCCCCACCCGGCUGCCCUGAGGCCCUGCUGGGACUUCCCCACCACUCUCCCCACUGAAAGGCCGCAGUUCACUUGCUCUUGUCCUGUCCCCUUCCCAGAAGCGGGGGGCUUGUGGGUUUUAUUCACUGCUGUAUCACAAAUGCCAAAACUGCUUGUGCCACGUAAUAGGCGUUCAAUAAAUGUUUGUGGAACAGA
Molecule: messenger RNA, 1820 nt
Organism: Leptonychotes weddellii (Weddell seal)
Lineage: Eukaryota; Metazoa; Chordata; Mammalia; Carnivora; Phocidae
Gene: CD151
Product: CD151 molecule (Raph blood group)
Biological process (GO): cell migration
Cellular component (GO): plasma membrane
Source: RefSeq, a predicted model, not a curated record